UUUGGCUCUUCGCUGAACAGGGCUGGUGUUAGCUGAAGGUCAAGGUUCUCCCCGUGGUUUGUUGUAUCGUUGUCAUGGUGAUAUCAACAGUCACUAUCGAAAAUCGAUGGCCACCUCAUGUAGACUUCCCAAGUCGGCUCAAACUUCGCACCAUUUCUUCCUCUGCUACCCCAAGUCAACAGCUGGACCUCAACCCAAUUCGCUGACAUACACUUCUGACCAUCCUGCAUCAACAAUCACAGAAGCGCAGACUGUGGCGGCAGCAACAGCAACCCACCUUGCAUUAGAAACAGAACGACAGCACAAUAUCAUCAUGUCACACCUACAUUUCCGCAAGGCCAUGGCCUUGCCUUCUCGUAUGGCCCAGUACCUUAAGAGACGCCAGUCCCGCAAAAGUGGCAAGGUGUCUCAAAAAAAGCACCAAGCCGCCGCCUACCAGAUGAUCUCAUCUACCAACCCCAAUCCUCGAAAGCGUUCCAGCGAAGAUAUCACCGAUGCCACUCGCGAUGUCUCUGCUGAUCGCUUCAUCGAUGCCGAUGCAGCGCCUCCCCAAAAGCGCCCCAGAUGGCCAGUUGUUGAAGGGCGCGACGAAUUUCGUCCUUCUCGUCCUCGAAAACGUUCAAGUGACGAGUUUGACGAGGCUUCCUCCGAUGCAUCCAGUGAUCGCUUUGUUGAUGCAGAUGCUCCUCCCCCUCAAAAGCGUCCCAGAUGGCCAGCUACCGAAGAUAGUGGCGAAUGCGAGUUCAAUCCAUUCAUAGAGAAGAAAUCAAGAUCGCUUGCAGAAGACAUCGCCGAUGCCACUGCGCAUGAAGACAGGGAUCCGUUUGACUAUGAUGAAUUAGCCUCCCACGUCCAGCGCUACAGAUCACUCGCUGAAGAGAUCGCUGAUGCUACCGCCCAUGAAGACGGUGAAGCCUUCGAUGAUGAAGCUGAUGAAGCUCCCUCUACCGCUCGCUUCAAGUCGCUCGCUGAAGAGCUUGCCUAUGCACUUGUUAACGAGAGUGGUGACGAAUUGGACAAAGACGAAGAAACCAAGUCUCCCCAGCGCCACCCACUUGCUGAUGAGCUCGCUGAUGCUACUGCCGAUGCAGACGGCAACCCUUUUGAGGAUGAGGAACUCGUAGGCAUGACCAUUGCUAAGGCUGGUGGGCUCUCAUAUGUCGAGGCCACCAUUGAUCUUGCUCAUCUUUCAUUCGACCAUGGCACCCCCACUUCUUUCAGACCCCUUCGACCGCUUGCUGAAGAACUUACCGACGUCACUGCUUACGAGGACAUCGAGCCCUUUGAUAACCUAGACGAGCUGUCGUCCGGACUUCCUGGGCUUACUGACGACGAUGACAGCAACUCCAUUUUUGAUGGAGGAUCUGUCGGAGACCCCCAGAAUGCACCAACUGAGGAAGAAAGUCUGUCACUCAAACACAAAGCCCUUGUUCCCCAACUUCAAGGAAGAUCUCUCGCAGAUGAGCUCUUUGACGCAACUUCUGAAGAAGAGGGCAACCCAUUUGCAGAAGCAGAUGCAGAUCUCCACUUGCGCUUGCACUCACUAGAGGAUCAGAUUGCCGAUGCCCUGUCCCGCAAUAUUGGCCAAGGACUCGACGAUGUUGACUCCGCCCCCCGAAUGUGCCUAAACUCACCAGCCAAGAAGAUGUUAGACUCGAUCGCUAGCGAGGGUGAAGACAUUUCCGACAUUGAGUACGAUGCUUCAUUUAUCACUGCUCUGGAGACACUCUCCGAGAACGACUUUCAUAUUGAAGAUGAUGAUGCUCCUACCAAGGGGCGCCGCCGCCGCUCACUGGCUGAUGAGAUUGCUGAUGCAACUUGGGGCGAGGAAGGUGAUCCAUUUGACGUUGCAGAGGAUUCACCCGCAAACGAUACGACUUCCGAGCCAUCAGCUGAGGUGCGCAAACGUCCGUUCUGGCUAUGGACAAAAUAUCCUUCCACGCCCAUGUUGCUCGGCGGCUGCCCGAUGCAGUAGUGCAUCGCUUCUCGCGUCUGAGUGAAUCACUCUGUUCCAAUUAUUGACCAAGUAAUGUACAAGUAAAAGUUCC
Molecule: messenger RNA, 2048 nt
Organism: Neurospora crassa OR74A
Lineage: Eukaryota; Fungi; Ascomycota; Sordariomycetes; Sordariales; Sordariaceae
Exons: 4
Coding region: 107-1975 (622 amino acids)
Source: RefSeq, a predicted model, not a curated record